AGUACAGUACUAAGUAGCAAGGUUAAUUUCUUCUUUACCCAAUUAAUUAAUAAUUAUCAAAAACAUGUCUACCCCAUUCGGUGUUGAUUUAGGUAACUACAACUCUGUCAUUGCCUGUGCCAGAAACAGAGGUAUUGAUAUCAUUGUUAAUGAAGUAUCAAAUCGUGCUACUCCAUCCUUAGUCGGAUUUGGACCAAAGAGUAGAUUUAUUGGAGAAAGUGGUAAAAACCAACAAACUUCAAAUAUUAAAAAUACUGUUGAUAAUUUAAAAAGAAUUCUUGGAUUAAAUUAUGAUGAUGCUGAUUUUGAAAUUGAAAAGAAAUAUUUUACUGUUCCAUUAACUAAAGAUGAAACUACUGGAGGUAUUAAUGCUAAAGUUAGAUAUUUAGGUGAACAAAAGGAAUUUAGUGCCACUCAAUUAACUGCUAUGUAUAUUAAUAAGAUUAAAGAUAUUGCCUUUAAAGAAACUAAAGCUAAUCUUGUUGAUAUUUGUCUUUCUGUUCCAGCUUGGUAUACUGAAAAGCAAAGAAGAGCUGCUGCUGAUGCUUGUAAAAUUGCUGGUUUAAAUCCAGUUAGAAUUGUUAAUGAAGUUACUUCUGCUGCUGUUGGUUAUGGUGUAUUUAAAGCUGGUGAUUUACCAGAAGAUGAACCAAAAAAAGUUGCAUUUAUUGAUAUUGGUAAUUCAUCUUAUCAAGUUUCAAUUGCUGCUGUUAAAAAGGGUGAAUUAAAAAUUUUAGGUACUGCUUAUGAUAAACAUUUUGGUGGUAGAGAUUUUGAUCUUGCAAUUGCUGAACAUUUUGCUAGAGAAUUUAAAUCUAAAUAUAAGAUUGAUGUUCAUGAAAAUCCAAAGGCUUAUUAUAGAGUUUUAGUUGCUGCUGAAAGAUUAAAGAAAGUUUUAUCUGCUAAUACUCAAGCUCCAUUUAGUAUUGAAUCUCUUAUGAAUGAUGUUGAUGUUUCAUCUUCUUUAACUAGAGAAGAAUUAGAAGAUUAUGUUAAACCAUUAUUAGAUAGAGUUCAUGUUCCAAUUGAAAAGGCUCUUAAAGAUGCUGGAUUAACUGUUGAAGAAAUUGAUUCUAUUGAAGUUAUUGGUGGAUGUACAAGAGUUCCAUCUUUAAAACAAAAAUUAACUGAUAUUUUUGGUAAAUCAUUAUCUUUUACUUUAAAUCAAGAUGAAGCAAUUGCUAGAGGUAAUGCUUUUAUUUGUGCUACUCAUUCUCCAACUGUUAGAGUUAGACCAUUUAAAUUUGAAGAUUAUAAUCCUCAUACUGUUUCAUACUUUUGGGAUCAAGAAGAUGAAGAUGAAGAUCAUUUAGAAGUUUUCCCAAGAGGUGGAUCAUUCCCAUCAACUAAAAUUAUUACUUUAUUUAGAAAGGGAGAUUUUGAAAUUGAAGCAAAAUAUACUAAAUUAGAUGAAGAAUUACCUCAAGGUACUGAACCACUUGUUACCAAAUGGCAAAUUAAAGGAGUUAUUCCAUCAGAAGGUGAAUCAUCUAUUGCAACUAAAUUAAAAUUAAGAAAUGAUCCAUCAGGUUUUUAUACUAUUGAAUCAGCUUAUACUGUUGAAGAAAAAAUUGUUAAAGAAUUAAUUGAAAAUGAAGAAGGUAAAGAAGGUGAAGAUGAAGAUGGUGAACCUCAAUAUAAAGAAGUUAAGAAAUUAGUUAAAAAGAAUGAUUUAGAAAUUAUUACUUUAUCAAGUGCUUUACCAGAAUCAAUUAGACAAGAUUAUAUUGAAAAGGAAAAUUCUAUGGUUAUGGAAGAUAAAUUAGUUGCUGAUACUGAAGAUAGAAAGAAUGCCUUAGAAGAAUAUAUUUAUGAAUUAAGAGGUAAAUUAGAAGAACAAUAUAGUGCAUUUGCUUCUGAACAAGAAAAGGAAAAAUUAUCAGCAUUAUUAUUAAAGACUGAAGAUUGGUUAUAUGAUGAAGGUUAUGAUUCAACUAAGGCUAAAUAUAUUGCUAAAUAUGAAGAAUUAGCUUCAAUUGGUAAUAUUAUUAGAGGUCGUUAUUUAAGUGAUCAAGAAGAAAAGAAACAAGCCAUUAGACAAAAGCAAGAAGCUGCUCAAGCUGCUGCUAUGGCUGAAAAAUUAGCUGCUGCUAGACAAGCUGCUAGUAAUUCUACUCCAACUCCUGCUGAAAAGCCAGAAGAAAAUGAUAUUGAAAUGGAUUAAAUUGAUUUGAUAGAUACUGUUCAAUAUAUGCGUAUUUAAGAGAGA
Scheffersomyces amazonensis is the source of this 2209-nucleotide messenger RNA. RefSeq names its product adenyl-nucleotide exchange factor (gene MSI3). The coding region runs from base 65 to 2164 and encodes 699 amino acids. Gene Ontology annotation, biological process: protein folding. Gene Ontology annotation, molecular function: ATP binding; ATP-dependent protein folding chaperone. Gene Ontology annotation, cellular component: cytosol; nucleus. The record is from RefSeq and is a predicted model, not a curated record. NCBI's taxonomy places the organism in Eukaryota, Fungi, Ascomycota, Pichiomycetes, Serinales, Debaryomycetaceae. The transcript has a single exon.